AUGGAUUUUAUUAUGGAUUCAAGUUUAGAAACAUUAAGCCGUCUUUCAUUAGACUUAUUAGAUUUUCUCCAAAAAAAUGGUCACGAACGUUUAUCUCUAAUUGUUGAUUCAUUUCCUGAAUAUUAUUCUCGUACUGAAUAUGAUGUUACAAUAAGAGUUGGUCAAGCCCCUAAUAUUGAAGAUUUUUAUUGUAAUUCGGAUGUUUUAAUAGAACAAUCAAAAUAUUUUCGAACUGCUUUAUCUCACAAUUAUAUUACGAAGGAUGGUAAUUCAAUUCUUCUUGAAGAACCUACAAUCAUUCCAAGCACUUUUCGAAUAUUGCUCAGAUUGCUUUAUAAACGUGACUUCGACUUGAGCACAUUGGAUGGUACACUUUUUAUAAAUCUCAUUAAAGUCGCUGAACAUUUUGGUCUUAAUGAUAUACGAAACGAAUUACAACGUAACAUAAUAGAAAGCAAUUCAACAUGGUUACAAGAAAAUUUAGUGAAAAUUCUCAAUAGUAUUUUCAUUGAUGAUAGUGGUGAAACUUCCGAAACAAUCCAAAAUCAUCUUAUUUCCAAAAUUUGCUCCAAUCCCUCAUAUCUAUUAAAUUCUAAUGAUUUCGGUGAACUUAAAGAGUCAUGUCUUGCCAUGCUUCUAAGUGAUAUUGGUUUUUUUAUGAAUCAAGGUAUCGCUUGGGAUAUUAUAAUUUCAUGGGGAACUCGACAAAACCAAGCUUUAAAACGGGAUAUUCCUCUAUGGUCUUUUCAAGAUUGGACCUUACUUAAAGAUGCUGUGAAAAACGUUAUAAUUUAUAUAAAUUAUGAUCGAAUCUCCAGAAACGACUUUUAUGGAAAAAUUAUUCCAUUUAGUAGAAUUAUCCCUCAAAAUUUGGAUAGUAGAGCAUUACAACAUUAUCUUGAUAAAGAUGUUAAAUCGAAAUACAACGAUAUCUUUCGACGUGUCUACCUUGAUGAUUCAACUUUAAUAAAUCAUUAUCAUUCAGACUUUAUUUUGAAAUGGAUAGAUAACCGUCAAAAAUUGGUAUCUAUAAAAAAACGUAAAACUUUAAAUCGAAUAUUUAGUUUUAGGAAAUACAAACGUAAUAAAUCUAUUAAACAAAAAGCGAUAUCUCGUAAAUUCGUUUUAUUAUAUCGUAUCACUUCUCAAGAUAAAGAUACGAAAAUUUCUAUUAAAGAUUACAAAGAUCUUUGUAUUAAUCGUCCUAAUACUUUAGUAGUGGCAAAAGUUCAAGGUUCAAAUACAAUUAUUGGUGGAUUCGCUCCAAAUGGAUUAGAUCUUGAUUUUUUAUCAUCUGGUACACCAACAAUCGAUAAAAGUUUUUUAUUUUUAUUUAAAAAUGGUGCUCCAAAUUUUAAUGAUAGUAUUGUUAGUAGAAUGCAUAAUGUUCAUAAUUUUGAUAAUUUAAAUAAUUCUUAUUUAUCGGUUGGACCAAGAUUUGGUAUUAAAGAUUUAGUUAUUGACUUAUAUAAAAUGAAAUGUACUUGUCAACCUGAGUACUAUGAUUAUAUUAUUUCUGAUAAAGAGUUUAAUAUCGAAGAAUGUGAAAUAUUUCAAAUCAAUCAUUGCUAA
Messenger RNA from Scutellospora calospora, 1572 nucleotides. The record is from the annotation of a GenBank genome assembly. Lineage: Eukaryota; Fungi; Glomeromycota; Glomeromycetes; Diversisporales; Gigasporaceae.